Molecule: messenger RNA, 1524 nt
Organism: Stegastes partitus (bicolor damselfish)
Lineage: Eukaryota; Metazoa; Chordata; Actinopteri; Pomacentridae
Gene: cndp1
Product: carnosine dipeptidase 1
Exons: 10
Coding region: 32-1336 (434 amino acids)
Biological process (GO): proteolysis
Cellular component (GO): cytosol
Molecular function (GO): dipeptidase activity
Source: RefSeq, a predicted model, not a curated record
CAAUGUCCUUAAGAGACCAGACCUACACCGUAUGAUGGAGAUGACGGCUCAGAAGCUGAGACUGAUGGGAGGGACUGUAGAGCUAGUGGACAUCGGAGAACAAGAACUUCCUGAUGGGCAGACGCUGGCGUUGCCUAAAGUGGUGACAGCUCGGUUUGGCACUGACUCCAGCAAGUACACAGUGUGUGUUUACGGUCACGUGGAUGUUCAGCCAGCAAAGCGAGAGGACGGCUGGGCCACAGAUCCAUACAACCUGACUGACAUCAAUGGUAACCUGUAUGGAAGAGGAGCAUCAGACAAUAAGGCCCCAGUUUUGGCCUGGAUCCAUGCUGUAGAGGCCUACCAGGCCCUCAAUAUGGAGCUGCCAGUGAACGUGAAGUUUGUCAUUGAGGGCAUGGAGGAGACAGGCUCUAACGGGCUGGACGCCAUGAUUCUGGCCCAGAGAGACACCUUCUUCUCAGAUGUGGAUUACAUCAUUAUUUCAGACUGUGGCUGGCUUAGCAGACGGCCCGCCCUCACCUAUGGCACCAGAGGCAACUGCUACUUCUUUGCUGAGGUCGAAGGACCCAAACAGGACUUACAUUCAGGUGUUUAUGGAGGCACUGUGAUCGAACCAAUGACUGACCUCAUUGGCAUUCUUGACACUCUGAUCAGUCCCAGUGGAAAGAUCCUGAUUCCUGGGAUCAGAGAGGCGGUGGCUCCCCUCUCUGAUGAAGAAUGGAAGAUGUACCAGGAUAUCCAGUUUGACAUGGACAACUACAAGAAUAAGAUUGGUGUCAAUCAGCUCAUGUACAGCAACAAGGUGGACUUGUUGGCUCACAUGUGGCGUUACCCCACCGUCUCCGUCCACGGCAUUGAGGGGGCCUUCUCUGAUCCUGGAACUAAGACUGUCAUUCCUGCUAAAGUCACUGCUAAGUUUUCAAUUAGACAAGUUCCCAACAUGGACCCGGCUAUGGUCAAGAAACAGGUUACGGACUACCUUCACUCUGUGUUUGCUAAGAGGAAGAGUCCCAACAAGUUGAAAGUCACGAUGGUGAUCGGGGCUAAGCCUUGGCUGGCUGACACUCAGCAUCCUCUCUAUGAGGCUGGCAAGGCUGCUGUCAAGAGAGUUUUCGACAUGGAUCCUGAUCUGAUCCGUGAGGGCGGGACCAUCCCCAUUGCCAGAACCUUCCAGGAUGUGACGGGGAAAAGCAUCAUCAUGAUGCCCAUUGGAGGCUUUGAUGAUGGGCUGCACUCCCAGAACGAGAAAAUGAGCAGAUACAACUACAUCGAGGGAACCAAGUUAUUCAUUGCCUACCUGAACGAAGUGUCCCAGAUCAAAAAGACCAGUGUGUGAUGUCUCACGGUACAAUGACCUCUUCAGUUACCAGCCCAGCAAGAGCAAACUUUAACUUGAUGUUUUCAAUGUGCCUUCAUCUGUAUCUUAUGCAUUGUUGUAUCUUUUGGUGCCAAGCUUCUAUUUAUCUGUAUUAUUAAGCACAUCUUUUAUUUCUUUCUCUUUCUGAAGUUCUCAAACUCAACAAU